Molecule: messenger RNA, 4468 nt
Organism: Cercocebus atys (sooty mangabey)
Lineage: Eukaryota; Metazoa; Chordata; Mammalia; Primates; Cercopithecidae
Gene: FSCN2
Product: fascin actin-bundling protein 2, retinal
Exons: 6
Coding region: 2837-4300 (487 amino acids)
Biological process (GO): actin filament bundle assembly; cell migration; establishment or maintenance of cell polarity
Cellular component (GO): actin cytoskeleton; cytoplasm
Molecular function (GO): protein-macromolecule adaptor activity; actin filament binding
Source: RefSeq, a predicted model, not a curated record
AGUGAACCAAGAUUGCACCAUUACACUCCAGCCUGGGUGACAGUGUGAGACUCCGUCUGAAAAAAUAAUAAAGAACCAGACUCCCCACAUCCAGCAAUCUCAGGCACUUAUUAAGUACCUGCUGUGUGCCAGAAACCUUGCUGGUGAUCCAGAGGAAACAGUCCUAGCAGGUGGCUGGGCAAGAGUCUGGGGUCCUGAGGUGGAGGCAGGAGGGGCUGGAAUCCUUGCCAACGGUGUCCCUCCAAGGAAGCCCGGCCCAGGCACCCACGCUUUAGUCGCCCUCCCCUGGGGCCUGAGAGUCCCCCUGAGCUCACACACCUGGGUCAGUUCCAGGCAGCCCCACCCAAGGUGGAGCUGUGAGGCCCCAGAACUGAGAAGCCGCCAUCAUUCCUGGCUCUGCCACUGAGAGGCUGCCCAGAGCCAGGCCCACUUAGCGCCAGGCGUCCUCCCGCUGGGCACCCGAUGCCUAAGCACCCUGCCAGCCCAGGCAGUGUUAAUGAGGCCGUCAUGCCAAUCAGAGGGACAGGCCGCCUGGGCUCCUUCACAGCCUGGCUGGGCGUUGGGGAGUGGAGGUGAAGCCAGUGUCUGUGUCUGAGGCGGGGGGACCAUGGGCACAGCUGCCCCUCCGGCGUCCCCUACGACUCACAGACCAACUGAGCUGUGCCCUCACAAUCCAACGGGAGGCUGGGCACAGUGGCUAUGCCUGUAAUCCCAACACUUUCAGAGGCCGAGGCGGGCAGAUCACUUGAACUCAGGAGUUCGAGACCAGCCUGGGCAACAUAGUGAAACCCCAUCUCUACUAAAAAUACAAACAUUAGCCGGGCAUGGUGGCAAGUGCCUGUAGUCCCAGCUACUUGGGAGGCUGAGGCAGGAGGAUUGCUUGAGCUCGAAGGUAGCAGUGAGCCAAGAUUGUGCCACUGGACUCCAGUUUGGGCGAAGAGCAAGACCCUGUUUCAAGAAAAAAAAUUUUUAAAAAGAUCCAAUGGGAAAUUGAAGUGCAGGCAGCACCCCAGCUUGUGCCCCUAAUCCAGAGAUACUUCCCUGGCAUCGGUGCUAGGCCUGGGUCCUCAGUUCCCUUGCAACUGUGGGAGAGAGUGUGUGGGCAUCGUCUCUGGGGAGGGGGUGUAACCCCAGACUGUGUCUUCCUAGGAUGGUGCCUGGCACAUGACCUGGUUUCGCACACAGUUGGUGCUUCAUAAAAGCGUGUGAAUCACAGAGGCGGAUGAGGCCGGCGCACAGGGAGAGGCAAGACCAGGCCCUGGCGUCGUGGCGUGCACCGUGCCCUAGGCGGUAUUUGAAUGUGGGAGUCUCUCUGCCCCCACCCGGGCCCUGAGCAUGGGGACAGUGAGGACAGGUUCCUUUUCCUCCCGUGUCUGCAGGUGCUUGGCACGGUUGCUAUCCAGGGCUUACAGGACAGAGGAAGAGUCCCUGAGUCUGUGCACACUCUGCCACCGUGGCCCCGCCCAUCUCUGGGGCCCACAGGUGCCCAGCCCAGGCCCCUUGCUUUUGGCUAGACUCCUGCCAUAUGGGGACCCCCAUGAUAGCCAUUCAGGAGACGGGGGGCCCAGGAGGUCAGGGAAUUGACUCCAGGUCAUGACCAGAAGUGCCCUGCGGCCCCUGUUCCCAGUCCCCAGGGAGAUCUGAGGGUCACAUGCUGUUAUGAGGAAGAGGACACCAGGUUGGCCCUGGCCCAGGGUGGGCAGCUCUGGUUUCACUACUUGGCUCUGAGCCCCUGAGGCAGGUGCGGGCGCCAGGCACGGUGAGCAGGGCCCAGUGCCCCUCAGGCUCUGGGGAAGGGGUGCAGCUAGGCAGCCCAGAGCAGGGAGGGGCUGGGGACAGGUGUGACCACUUCCAGUCUCUCCCAGCCUGCUGGCCUUCAUCCUCUCCCAGAUUCCAAGGGUCACCACUGGGAGCAUGGGGUGGACAGCGUCCCACCAGCCUCCUGGAUGCACAUCCGUAAAGACUCCAAAGUGAAGUGAGGCUGGCUUCACUCCAGCUCACAGCAGAAGAAGGGGCAGCCUCAGGACCAGCGACUUGCUCAGAGUGCACAGGAGUGUGCCGGGGCCAGGCCAGACUGGGGCCUCUGACCCUGACCCUUGCCUGCAGGGCUGCACGGCCACUGUGUUCCACCUUCCAGUGUGGGCGGCAGUCCAGUGCGCGUCAUUCUGGGGCCUGAGCAGCGUGGCCAGAGGCUGGCCUGGGGUGGAGAUGACCUGGCUGUAGGUUGUGGGUGGGGUCCUUGCUGUGCUCCUGGCAGCAGGAAUCAGAGAAGCAGUAACUGGAUCCAGCUGAGGGCCUGGCAGCCACCGAGGGUACACGCGGCGAUCGGGUUGCGGCCAAGCCGUGAGCGUUCCACCGGGCAGCUCUACAUCGGGAAGGGCCGGCCCAGGCUGGGAGCCCACACGGGGUUGGAGGAGGUGGGCAGGAACGAGAGAGGCCAAAAGGUGCAGGGCCAUGAAGAGGGGCGCUGGGCCUACGCUGUGAGGAAACGGGUCAACCCUGCCCUCCAGCCCUGCGGGCCCUCAGGCUCUGGACUCUGUGCAAUCCAGGAGUGGCUGAAAUCCAAGCUCAGAGUAAUGAAAAGGACUGCUCCUAAGCUGCACAUCUCUGAUCCGCUCUCCCCGCCCGCCCUCUGCUGCCCGCGGGCCCUCUAAGAGCUUCCCAGGCUGCUGCCGCAGGUCAGAGGCGGGUCAGAGCACACAGGGGGUCCAUGACGCCGGCUGGGUCUGGGGGCCGUGGGCCAGCUGAGCCGACCUGGGGUUCUGGGGGACCGCGGGGGCCGUGAGCACUCAGAGGGAGCGUCCCAGGCCCCUCCGGGGACCCGGCCAGCCUGAAGAUGCCGACCAACGGCCUGCACCAGGUGCUGAAGAUCCAGUUUGGCCUCGUCAACGACACUGACCGCUACUUGACAGCCGAGAGCUUCGGCUUCAAGGUCAAUGCCUCGGCGCCCAGCCUCAAGAGGAAGCAGACCUGGGUGCUGGAGCCCGACCCUGGACAAGGGUCGGCUGUGCUGCUCCGCAGCAGCCACCUGGGCCGCUACCUGUCGGCAGAAGAGGACGGGCGCGUGGCCUGCGAGGCAGAGCAGCCGGGCCGUGACUGCCGCUUCCUGGUCCUGCCGCAGCCAGAUGGGCGCUGGGUGCUGCAGUCAGAGCCGCAUGGCCGCUUCUUCGGAGGCACCGAGGACCAGCUGUCCUGCUUUGCCACAGCCAUCUCCCCGGCCGAGCUGUGGACCGUGCACCUGGCCAUCCACCCGCAGGCCCACCUGCUGAGCGUGAGCCGGCGGCGCUACGUGCACCUGUGCCCACAGGAGGACGAGAUGGCUGCGGACGGUGACAAGCCCUGGGGCGUGGACGCCCUCCUCACCCUCAUCUUCCGGAGCCGACAGUACUGCCUCAAGUCCUGUGACAGCCGCUACCUGCGCAGCGACGGCCGCCUGGUCUGGGAGCCGGAGCCCCGGGCCUGCUAUACGCUGGAGUUCAAGGCGGGCAAGCUGGCCUUCAAGGACUGCGACGGCCGCUACCUGGCACCCGUGGGGCCUGCUGGCACCCUCAAGGCCGGCCGAAACACACGGCCCAGCAAGGACGAGCUCUUCGACCUGGAGGAGAGUCACCCUCAGGUGGUGCUGGUGGCUGCCAACCACCGCUACGUCUCUGUGCGGCAAGGGGUCAACGUCUCAGCCAAUCAGGAUGAUGAACUAGACCAUGAGACCUUCCUGAUGCAAAUUGACCAGGAGACAAAGAAGUGCACCUUCUAUUCCAGCACUGGGGGCUACUGGACCCUGGUCACCCAUGGGGGCAUUCAGGCCACAGCCACACAAGUUUCCGCCAACACCAUGUUUGAGAUGGAGUGGCGCGGCCGGCGGGUGGCACUCAAAGCUAGCAAUGGGCGCUACGUGUGCAUGAAGAAGAAUGGGCAGUUGGCGGCCAUCAGCGAUUUUGUGGGCAAAGACGAGGAGUUCACCCUCAAGCUCAUCAACCGGCCCAUCCUGGUGCUGCGCGGCCUGGACGGCUUCGUCUGCCACCGCCGCUGCUCCAACCAGCUGGACACCAACCGCUCUGUCUACGACGUUUUCCACCUGAGCUUCAGCGACGGCGCCUACCAGAUCCGAGGCCGCGGCGGCGGAUUCUGGUACACGGGCAGCCACGGCAGCGUGUGCAGUGACGGCGAACGCGCCGAGGACUUCGUCUUCGAGUUCCGCGAACGCGGCCGCCUGGCCAUCCGCGCCCGGAGCGCAACACAGGCUGUGGCCCCACUGAAAAGGCCGGAUUUGGAGUGUCACCAGGGGGGCCUUGCUCCCUGAGAUGUGGCGACCACUGAGGGAGACAAACCCUGACUCGGAGCACCCCGCGGGCCCCUCCCACUCCACGGAGAGGAAGGCGGGAGAGCCAGGCGGUGGCCCCAGGCCUCCCAGACACCCCCGUGGAGCAGAGCCCUCCUCAGGGGUAACUGGGUCACAGCGAACUUUUUC